GAAGAAUGGACAACAAUAUAGUGGCUACUUAUGAUACUUCUAGAAAAACACAGUCUAAUACUUCUUCGAUAUCCUUCCAUGAUGGACAUAAAGUGAUCAAUGAUCCUAUUCAUGGUCAUAUUCGACUUGAUAGUUCUACUGUUGAAUUUAUUGAUACUGUUCAAUUCCAACGUCUUCGUGAUCUGAAACAAUUGGGAUCUGCCUAUUUUGUCUUUCCUGGUGGAAGUCAUAAUCGAUUUGAACAUUCUAUUGGUGUAUCUCAUUUGGCUGGUACUUUGAUUGAACGAUUUGAAAAAGAACAACCUGAAUUGGAUAUCACAAAAGAAGAAAUUCAAUGCAUAAAAUUGGCAGGUUUAUGUCAUGAUCUGGGACAUGGACCCUAUUCUCAUGUAUUUGAUAGUGAAUUCAUGCCAAAGGCCAGACCCGGAUUUGAAUGGUCACAUGAACAAGCAUCGGAAAUGAUGUUAGAAUACCUUAUUGAAGACAAUCACAUCGACAUUGAUUCACAACAAACCAAUUUGAUUAAGGAUUUGAUUGCCGGUGCUCCUCGAUCAAAAAGUCAAUAUGAAGAUCGUGGUUUUCUAUUCGAUAUUGUCGCCAACAAGAAAAAUAGUGUAGAUGUGGACAAAUUUGAUUAUAUUGAACGUGAUGCACAAAACCUUGGAUUACGAAGCUCAUAUGAUGCCAAACGAUUAUUAUUAUAUAGUCGAGUAGUAGAUAAUGAAAUAUGUUAUCAUCACAAGGAAGUCUAUAAUUUGUAUGAAAUGUUUCAUACUCGUUAUAGUUUAUUCAAACGCAUUUAUACACAUCGAGUUGGCAAGGCUAUUGAAUUGAUGAUCACCGAUGCAUUAUUGGCUGCAGAUCAACAUUUGGGUAUCUCAUCCUCUGUCCAGAAUCCUGAAGAAUACUUGAAUUUGACCGAUGAUAUCUUGAGAGUCAUUGAACGAUCGAAAUCCCCAGAAUUGGCUGAUGCUAGAGCCAUUAUGAAACGAUUACGUACUCGACAAUUAUACAAAUUUGUGGAUGAAUUCUUGAUACCACCCACUUUGGUUGACAAAAUUACGACGGAUGUCAUUACACCUCAAGAAAUUGUGUCACAUCAGAGUACAAACGAUAAUUUGGUGGUAGAUGAUGUUAUUGUAUCCAAAGGCAAAAUCAAUUAUGCUAUGCAAGAUCAAAACCCUGUUGAUUCUAUUCGAUUCUUCUCUAAAUUCAACGACAAUGAAUCAUUCACUAUACCCAAGCAUCAUGUAUCGUAUAUGAUCCCAACUCAGUUCCAAGAAGUGGUGAUUCGUAUUUAUACAAGAAAUCCAACCAAGGUACAAGCUAUCCAACAAGCUUUUCGAAAAACAUUACGAACUUUUUGCCCGAACAAGGAUCCAAAUGCCGAUGAUACCUUCGAAAUGAACGAUGCUUUGACUCUCCCCAACGAUUUCGACAUGAUUCAAGCAAAUAAACGCCGACGAUCGGUGCUAAGCAGUACCAACGAUCAUCAUCAUCAUCAUCAAAAUGGAUCAGAUGUGGUGAAAAAGUGGACUUUGGAUGUGGAUACUUCAAAUUAGAUGAUAUAGAUUAUAGUAUGUAGUUUUUUUUUUUUAUUUUUUUUUUAUUUUUUUUU
Messenger RNA from Halteromyces radiatus, 1618 nucleotides. RefSeq lists its product as uncharacterized. Bases 6 to 1562 code for a protein of 518 amino acids. Lineage: Eukaryota; Fungi; Mucoromycota; Mucoromycetes; Mucorales; Cunninghamellaceae. Gene Ontology annotation, molecular function: dGTPase activity. Gene Ontology annotation, cellular component: nucleus. The transcript is spliced from 11 exons. Gene Ontology annotation, biological process: dGTP catabolic process. The record is from RefSeq and is a predicted model, not a curated record.